Molecule: messenger RNA, 939 nt
Organism: Henningerozyma blattae CBS 6284
Lineage: Eukaryota; Fungi; Ascomycota; Saccharomycetes; Saccharomycetales; Saccharomycetaceae
Gene: MRPS5
Product: mitochondrial 37S ribosomal protein uS5m
Exons: 1
Coding region: 1-939 (312 amino acids)
Biological process (GO): translation
Cellular component (GO): ribosome
Molecular function (GO): structural constituent of ribosome; RNA binding
Source: RefSeq, a predicted model, not a curated record
AUGAAACGCUGCUUCUCCACUCUCUCCAGACGCCUCCAACACUACGAUGAAUCACUACUCUCCAAAUAUUACAGCUCAGAUCUCAUCCAAUCCAUUAAACUCGCCCAAGACGUCAUCCCACCAAACACCUCCCUUACAACCCAUUCUUCUUUCGCCCCCACCUAUCUAGAUGAUUUCUCAAAACUCCAUCCUUAUUGGGAUUAUAAACCAGGCACACCUCAUUUACAUAGUGGCACUUCGACUUUAACCAAUACCGAUUCUCUUGAUUGGACCACCCAUCUCCAUCAACAACUACCAGAUGGCGGCCAUGUCUACCCACCAGGCACUUCAACUACUUCCAACACUGGCACCGGCACUCCAACUUUGAGUGGUCCAAACUCAGAAUUCGCCAACGCUUUGGCUAAACAAACCGGCUUGGACCCCUUGUUUAUCAAAAACAAAUUGACCAUGAAACCUUUGGUACUCAAACGUGUUUCCAACCAAACCGCAAAGGGCAAGAUCGCCUCCUUCUACUCACUCGUCGCUGUGGGCGACCGUAAGGGAAUGAUCGGCUUGGGUGAAGGUAAAUCAAGAACCGACAUGGCAAAGGCUGUAUAUAAAUCCCAUUGGGAUGCCGUCAGAAACUUGACUUUUGUACCUCGUUAUGAAAACAGAACCAUUUACAACAACAUCAACCAUCGCUUCCAUGGGGUGAAAUUGUUCUUGAGAUCCGCCAAGCCAGGGUUUGGUCUAAGAGUCAACCACGUGAUAUUCGAAAUUUGUGAAUUGGCCGGUAUUAAAGAUCUUAGUGCUAAGGUUUACAAAUCAAGAAAUGAUAUGAACGUUGCAAAGGGUGUGGUAGAAGCUCUUACAAUGGGGCAACGUACUUUAGAUGAGGUUGCUUUGAGUAGGGGUAAGAAGAUUGCAGAUUUAAGAAAGGUUUAUUAUUCUGCUACAUAA